AUUGUAGAACAUCGAACUAACGGCAAUGGGACAAGUCAUUACAAGAGGAGAAUUUUUUUUUCCCCAUUUCUUCACCACAUUAAAAUCUCAUCCAUUUUUUUUUCCCCUUCUCUUCUGCCUACUCUUCUCCUCAGCUUGGGGGGAUCUCUCUGAGUGGUAAUCCGCUAAAAGAUGGGCAUUUUCGAUGGGCUUCCUACUGCCGUGGCGGAUAAACCUUACUUGAAGGAAGAUCUUUCAAGAGUAGAUGAAAGCUGGGCUGCUGCACGUUUUGAUUCCUUACCUCAUGUUGUCCAUAUCUUGACAUCAAAUGAUCGUGAAGUUGAAGCACGUUACUUGAAGGAACAGAGUGAAAUCAUUGAAGAUGCUGUGGAUGAAGUUGUGCAUGCUUACCAUACUGGCUUCAACAAAGCAAUUCAAAACUAUUCCCAGAUAACACAUAGAGAAGAAGAGAUAGCACCAUUUGUUGCCGAAGUAAAGCGGAAUUAUAUAUUUGGUGGAAUAUGUAGCAGUGCAGCAAAUGCAUCAAUUAAGGCUUUGGCAGAUAUGAAAUCAAUCAACCUUUUUGGGGUUCAGCAAAUAUGUCGGAAUUCAAUUGCAUUGGAACAGGUAGGUCUCACAGGCCCUCGCAGCUAUCCCAUCAAUUGACAGUUAAUCCAUCCAGUUGAGAUUGGAUCGAGUCCGCACUUACUAUGAACUCCUAAACAUGCCAUUUGAGGCCUUGCUUGCCUUCAUUACAGAGCAUGAGCACUUGUUUACAGCUGCAGAGUACUCAAAUCUCAUCAAGGUCAAGGUCCCUGGCAAAGAGAUACCUGUUGAUGCAGAGGAGCGGUUCUCAGAGAUUUUGUCUCAUUAGGGUUUUUUAGGUGGAUGGAUUCGUUGUGUGGAGAUGGACAGACAAGUUCCACGGUCGUGGAGAAGCUGAGACCGUGCAUAAUAUUUUUUUCUGUUGUGAGGAUGAUCAAACCAGAAGCUGUUAGACAUCUAGUACCACCAUCCAAUAGAAUAGAUUCAUUCUUGCUUAUUUCUAUUACUGCAAGAUUUCUUUUGUGAUUUAAGUUUUUCAUAUGAGAGAACAUUUACAAUUCCAGCUAAGAAACAACUUGCUGUCAGUGGUAACUCUGGUUUUCACGGAGUUUUUAUUCAUUACCUUCAAAAGCUCCCAGUAGCAAAUGUUGUUACAUAUGAAGUAGAACACCUUAAAGUAUUUCCUAACUCCUAGUUUUGAUUGUAAAUGUUGUAAUUAGUAGAUUGGAUUUGUGUGUUGGGCUUCUACUUGAUUGAAACCCAUGGAAGGCUAAAGCAUCACAGCUCA
Messenger RNA from Macadamia integrifolia, 1312 nucleotides. Its product is annotated as exocyst complex component SEC8-like. The transcript is spliced from 8 exons. The coding region runs from base 172 to 645 and encodes 157 amino acids. The record is from RefSeq and is a predicted model, not a curated record. Gene Ontology annotation, biological process: Golgi to plasma membrane transport; exocytosis. Lineage: Eukaryota; Viridiplantae; Streptophyta; Magnoliopsida; Proteales; Proteaceae. Gene Ontology annotation, cellular component: exocyst.